Molecule: messenger RNA, 1551 nt
Organism: Camellia sinensis
Lineage: Eukaryota; Viridiplantae; Streptophyta; Magnoliopsida; Ericales; Theaceae
Source: RefSeq, a predicted model, not a curated record
AUGGAUUCUCGAGCUUUGUCAGCUUUACUCUCAACCCUGAUCUCCGAACUCCUCAUCACUCUCCUACUCCUCUUCCCUUCAAUCACCAAUUUCAAUUCCAAUUCCAAUUCCAAUUCCAGUUCCUAUGGAAACCUUUUCCCUCUCAUCCACCAUUUUCUCUCCACCUCCGAAAUCGCCGCUUCUCUCUCUCUCUUCUCCAUUUCCAGAAAACGCAAGCGAACCCACCACCCGGACCCCGCCGUCGUCGGCCCCGCGGACGGCGGCGACGAUCCCGGUCCCGAACUCGGUCAACUCGGACGAGUCGACUCAGCCCCUGACUCCUCUCCCCUCAAUCUCUCCGCCGAGACUCGGCUGGGAAUCGGCUUGUUUCGGCUCUCCACCGGCGCGGAUUACUCUGAACUCGCUCGCCGAUUCAAGGUUUCCGAACCAGUCUCCAAGUUCUGCGUCAAACAGCUCUGCCGAGUCCUCUGUACGAAUUUCCGAUUCUGGGUUGGGUUUCCGAGCUCGAACGAGCUCGAAUCGGUGUCCAACGAGUUCGAAUCUCUCACCGGAAUGCCCAAUUGUUGUGGAGUCAUUGACUGUGCUAGGUUCAAAAUUGUACGAGACAAUGGAUUUGAUAAACAAUCAUCAAAUGAUCAAAAUCGCAAAGAUAGCAUCGCAGCACAAAUCGUAGUCGAUUCAUCGUCUCGAAUUCUCAGCAUUGUUGCUGGUUUUCCGGGAAACAAACCCAAUUCACUAGUCCUAAAGUCUUCAACAUUGUAUAAAGACAUUGAAGGAGGGAAUUUACUAGACUCACCACCAAUACCCGUUAAUGGUGUUGAUGUAAAUCAGUAUUUGGUUGGGGAUAGAGAGUACCCUUUACUUCCAUGGUUGAUUGUGCCAUUUGUUGAUCCUGUACCCGGGUCAUGCGAAGCGAGUUUCAAUGAAGCACACCAUUUGAUGAGACUGUCAGCGCUUAGGACCGUUGCGAGUUUGAAGAAUUGGGGUGUUUUGAACAAGCCGAUCGAAGCGGAGUUCAAGACUGCAGUGGCUUACAUUGGUGCUUGUUCAAUAUUGCACAAUGCUUUGCUUAUGAGGGAGGACUAUUCAGCUUUGUGUGAUGGGUUGGUUGAUUAUUCAAGGCAUGAACAGAGCUCUCAGUACUAUAGGGAUGUUAGCGUGGUGGAGAAUUCAAUUGAGAAAAAGGCUUUGAUUAUACGAAGUGCAUUGGCUACAAGCGCUAAUGGGAUUCAAAAAUCGGAUCAAGCUAUGGAUCCUGGUAGUUCAGAACAGUUGCAGAACUAAGAAAUCCCGCAUUUUUGCGAGUUGGAGCUCCGGCUAUGAACAACAUUCUUGAGAUAGGUAACUGAGAAUUGCUUUGAGUUAUAGAUUCUUUUAGUUUAUUUUUGUCUAUUUAGUCUUGAUUGUUUUUGAAACUCAUAUCUGCAUUCGUUUGCCAAUUAGUUGAAACAUAGAAGGUUUUCUUUCCUUGUCAAGAAUGUAAAUACAACUUGUUACCACUGUUAUUCAUUUCUCAAUUUAGUGAAAGCUGUUUUUGAUUGUCAUGUUUGU